CCGCAGGCAGCCGGCCCGCCCGAGCGAGGAACCUGCCCGAAUCCUGCGAGCAAAUUUAAAAAUCCCCAUGAAAUAAGAAAGAAUCCUCAGUUCCCCUUCACCACAGCAUCAAAAAUCAGAAAGGCUGCACCCCAGUGGAAAAUUAUAAAAGGAGCCCCCCAAAUUUCAAAAGAAGGAAAAGCUUCAAAUUGGCGUAAUUGUAAAAAAAAAAACCCAAAAAACUGAAAUAAAACAUAAACAACCAUCUCCCGAUUAGUGCCCAAACCUGAAAUAAUCCAUCAAACCCACCCCAGACGAACACGGCCCCAAAUUUAAAAAAAUUCAAACCAUAUAUCCGGAACUGAUCCUCCCCAGCAAGACCCCCUCCCCAAAUGAAAAACUCACAAAACAUUCCCUCCCCAGGAAAUCAACUUUCAAAUAAUCCUCCCCAAACCAACGUCCCCCAAAACUCUACCGGGAACUCGGGGCUCGGGGUCCCAGGGCCGGGGGGACCCUCGGAGUGGGGCUGGGCAGGGCUUUGGGCACGGGCAGGGGGUCCCACAGCCCUGCAGCCCCUCAGGCCGGGGCUCGGCGGCUGCAGCCCCCCAGGCUGCCUCUCACCCACUUUGGGGGGUCUUUGCUGGGCAUGGGCAUGGGGGGAUGCGUUUGGUGACUUCCUGGGAACUGGUUUUUCUGCCGGGCUGGAGGAGCCGGCGGUGGCUGUCCUUGGCGGCCGUGAGGCAGCAGCGGCUCCUCAGGUGUCAAUCCCCGAAAGCCGCUCUGCUCCCGGGGCUGGGCCGGGCCGGGGGCUCCUGGGGCUGCCCGGCAUCGGGAUCCCUCGGGAACCACGAUACCUGGAGGUGUCACAGCGUCCGUCCGACACUUGGGGUUGUCCCCUGUCAGGAGAGGUUACUCACACUCGUGUGUGUUUGGGGGCGCAGGCUGAAACUGCCUGAGAUUAUUCACAAGUGUAUCAAAUGCAUCACCGCCCUCCCUGCAAGAACUCGGAACAGCGUGCUGCUACGAUUAUAAUGUUUAAUGAAAACAAAGUGAUACCAACCGGAUUUUCGGGGAAACAUAGAGUGAUGUGGCAUAGGAGGACAGGCAGGACCCCAAGAAGACGAACUGAGGGGGGACAGGUAUCCCCCACCAGCAGCUGCUGGCCCUGAUGGGGAGUGCUGGAGCAAAGGGUACCCUUGGUGGAGCAGUGCCCUGCUGGGUCCUGCCGGACAGUCCUUGGUCAGGCAUUUUGGGCACUUCUGGGGACUGGGGUGUGUCAGGAGCAGGAAAGCUGUCCUGGCAGGUAACUCCCAAACUUUUCAGCCCAGGUUAAGCCUUCGAUCCCUGAUCCCUGUCUUUUUCCAGCUAUGCCUCUGCUCGCAAAGGAGAGCGGUAAAUAAUAAACGUGGGAUGCCAAUUUCGGCUCCUGGGCUCUAUCAUGGGCUCCUGCCUGUCUCCCGUGGCUUUUUUGGAAGCUGUCAGACGGGCCGAGCAGCCCAUGUCCGUGUCCGACAGACGAGGCACCGCUGUGCUGGCCAGGGGUCGUUUCCUCCCCGAUCCGCUGGGGUUGCUUAGGAACAGACGCCGGGCAGGUCCCGAGCUGGAACGUUCUGUGUCAGAAAUGGAGAAGCUAAACUUUGCCUUUAAAUGGGAGCAGGUCUGCCGGGAGAAGUGCGUCUGCCCCCGCCCCAGCUCUGCUUUUGGGUCUCUGCAGGUGAUGGCUGAUACAGGCAAACUGAGAUCCUCUGCUCGGGCUGGGGCCCCAGGGAGGGGCAGGGGCAGUGCUUGUGCCCUGCACCCAGAAUGAGGGGUCUCCCACCCUUGCCAGCAGUUGGAAAUGGAUGUAGAAAUAGGGAUUCCCUCUUUCCUGCCUUCUUGCACUCUCCUGGUCUCCAAGCUGGUGACUUUGAGGGUAAAGCCCCUCUGUGGGGAUGGCAGAGCUGGGCAGCAGUGUCCUCCUCCUUGCCCUGCUGUGGUCCAGCUGCUCCUGCCAAGCUCGCUGUCCCCUGCGACUGCUGAGCAGGGAUGGGGCAAAACGGUACCAAAGAAGUGGCUGGUGGAAGAGGGAGUGUAGGAACACAGCAGCGAUGAGUGCCAGCGCUGUGGAUUCGGCUGUGGUUUCCAGGGAUGCAGCACUGGCAGUGAAGGGCUGAGACAAUGCAAAGGCACAGCAGCACGGUGGCAAAGAGGGGACAGAGUGCCACAGGUGCAGCAUUUCUCAGGAAAGAAGUUGAAAGCUGGGUUCCUCCAUAGUGGGAGCAUUUGGGUGGGUGGAAAUUAUUGCUAUGGGUUGGAAGCAGAAAGCGAUAGAGAGACUGAGGAGCUCGGGAUGGGAAUGAUGAGCUUUUGAGGACACACCAGGAAGUCCCCAUGUCAUGGGUGGGUGGCCAGGAUGGCCCUGAGCACAGCCUGUAUUGCCUGCAAUGGCACAAGGCUGGGUCUGGCACUGCAUUCAGGUAUCCCCUACGGCUGCAGCGGGCUGCAAUGGCUGCUGACCAUCUGGACUUGCUGAUGUAAGGCGUAAAAAUGGCCUUUCUGUCACUCCUGCAGAGAUGGCACCAGGUACCCACGCUCCAGGGAACCUGCCCAUUCCCUUAUCCUGGCCAAGCCUCUGCCAGGACCCCUGUGGGCUCAGCCCACAUGCUGCUAAUUUGGAGGAUUUAAUGAUGGAAGGUGCUGAGCUGGAAUGGAGCGAAGAGCAAAGCUGCCACUCUGUCAAAGCCUGUGAAGGGAGUGUAGACAUAGUCUCAGUCUGGCCUCAGUUUCCCUGCUGCUCCAAGUAACCUUGACCCAGAUCCUAAAGAAUCCUGGACUGUGCCCUCCUGCUUUGCAAGAUUUGGCACUUCCUGACCUUAUAUGCCUUUCCCAGAGGCAGAUGGAGGGAGACCCCUGCACUGCAGAAGCUCCCUGGGAGAAGUCCAAAGCCUCCAUCCUGCAACACCCUCCCCAGAGCAGGAGGAGAGGGCAGAAACCCUCAUGUUUCAAAAUGCAUCUUGUGCAACAGUGAAACAUGGAAUUCAUCUCCUGUCUGGCCAGCAGCUCGCUACGUUUCAGCUGGCUGGCUGAAUGGGGACCCCAUGGAGGCAUGCUGGGCUGUAUCAGGAGGUGGUGUGUGUGUGCCAGUACCCUGUGCUGGUCCAGGUGACCUCAAGCAGCUGCAGGCUCUCUGUUUUGGUAUGCCUGCUGGGUUUUUUUGUCUUUUUACUCUAACAGCUAUUACGGCACAUAGUGAUGCUGGAGAAAAAUCCUUCCUGAAUCAGCUGUGCUGGUCGUGAGAGCCGGCUGUGCCAGCUGGGUGACAUGCAGGACACAAGGCUCACCACAGCAGUUUCUGUGUGCCCAGUAUCCAGGAGUGUCUGCCCGGGCUGGGCUGUGCACUCAGACACCGUGUGGAGGUGAAAGGCUCCGUCAUCCCCAAUCCCUUUAGCCGUCUUGGCCUCUGCUUGAGUAUUUUUAACCUUUUUGCUGUGCUAAGCUGCCUGGGGCUGAAGUGUCAGCGGGCACUGAGGAAUACAGCCUCUCACUGCUUUGCCAAGCCCAGGAUUUCAGGAUCAGUGUCUCUAAUCCCUGGAUCCUGAAAUACCUUCUUCUGCCAGCAGCGCAUUUGGAAAAUGUGAGUGACCGCAGGUUUAGGCACGGGAAGGGGAUGCCUUGGCCACAGGGACUGGGUGCCACGUGCUCCACUCCCAGCACCUGUACCUGAUCCGGCUGUCCCUGGAAGUCCAGCAGCCAGCAGUGUGAGAUGAGAGGCCCCUGUGCUGGGGGAUGCUCUCUCCCACACUGAAACAGUCAGGAGAGAAAAGCUCCAUGCUCGCUGUCAAGUCUGACCCCUUGUUUUCUCCUGCCAGUCCAGUCUGUCCUCGUGCAGUGGGUCUCUGGUUAAUCAGGAGCACAGUCAUGGCUGAGUUUCUGGAUGGUGAUUGAGUGUGUGUCCAUCCCUCUGAGCUCUGCAGAGCUGGCUGUGGCAGUGCUCACCAGGUGAGCUCUGCAGGUUGGUGACCCACUGUUGUGCAGCUGGCUCCCUGGCAUUCAUUCCCUGCUGUUUCUGCUGCUGUAUCACCAGCUCUGUCUGCAGAAAUGCUGGUGAGGAGAAGGGGUUUGUGCCUGGCUGGUGAGGACCUUGCACAGGGGAUGUUGGUGACAAUUUCCUAUGGAGAGGAGUCACUUCCCACUGCUGCAGCCACUGCUGUUCCCCCACAGACUGGGGCCUCGGAGCUACAGGAGCAUCAGUGGUUUGGUUUUAUUAAGAGGAGUUUGGGUCUAAUAGAAGAGGUUUCUUUUCAAAGAGUCUGCUUGCUGUGGCCCUAUCCCUUGGGGAACACAACCAGGGCACAGCAUCCACCUGUUCCUGAACCACCUUAACGUGAGCUCCACAAAGCCAGGGCAGGUGGUGUCCCACAAAACCAUGACUUGCUGCUCUCUCCUCUUUGCUUUCUUCUAGUGCCCUGCUGCUGUCAUGUGUUACUUCUUCAUGGCCUGGGACUCCUCCCUCUACAAAUCCAAAUUCUAGGAGGGAGGAAGGGUGCAAGAGCAGGUGGAGGGAAGCCUGUGUUGCCCUGCCUGCUGGCUGGGAUAUCUUGGGCAAAAUGCUUUCACUGCUCAAACUCUUUUCUCACUUUCCUUUUACCAUGACUACUUAAUGACUCUCAGUAUAAUUAAUCGGUGUCUGGGGUGUUUUCUCUGCACAUUUUUUCUGCUGUAGCUGUUCUUUUAGCUGUUGUCAGCUAUCUGGGAUGUCACACCUGGCUGUGUGCAGCCCAGUCCGAUCGUGGCGAUACAUAUCUAUACUCAGAGCAGCACCAGGGAGGAGGCAGUGUGCUGGCAGGGAUUGGAAUAUUCUCAUUUUCCUUUGUUUUUUUUACUCCAGAAGGUUCAUCAGCCAUGGGUGCUCCUCUGAGCCCGUGGUCACAGAGCCCAGUGUCACAGCCAGUCCCUGCCCUGAUGCCACUGGGAUGUGCCUGUGAUGCUGUCACUGAGAGAUCUUUCUUCCCAGGACAGAAUCAUCAAUCUAGUUGUUGGUGGCUUAACAACCUUGCUGCUUGUAGUCACUCUAAUCAGUGCUUUUGUCUUCCCGCAACUACCUCCAAAACCUGUGAAUGUAUUUUUUGCUUUCUGCAUCUCCUUGUGUUGCAUUUCUGCUGGCAUUCUUAUCUACUGGUAUCGACAAGGAGACCUGGAACCCAAAUUUAGAAAUCUAAUUUACUACAUAUUGUUUUCUAUUGUCAUGUUAUGUAUAUGUGCCAACCUGUACUUCCAUGAAGUGGGUAAAUGAAGGACGUUGGGAAUACCCAGCAAUGAUGCUACUGUGUCAGACUGCUUCCAGCUCAGCUCUCAGCUCUACUCGACAUUUAAGUGAGAACCAUCAGCCUGAGAGGAAAGAAGUGGGUUGUGCAAGGAUAAAUCAGUACAUGAUUUUCAUGUAAAUGUAUAUGUAAUGUCCCUCUUGUUGGGGAGAAUUAUUGCCAUAAGACGUGACAUUCUGCUUUUUUUUGAAGAGCUACUGUUGCGCUUAAUGAACAUUCCAGUUGUACUGAUGUUUCAGAAUGGCACAAGCUUUUUCAUUUUGGAAAAAAAUGCACUUUUUUUAUUACUGUACAAAUAAACUGCAGCACUGAAAGGAUCUGUGGCAGUAUAAAUAAAUGGCAUCUUACAGUCAA
This is a messenger RNA of Cyanistes caeruleus (blue tit), 5636 nucleotides long. The record is from RefSeq and is a predicted model, not a curated record. Lineage: Eukaryota; Metazoa; Chordata; Aves; Passeriformes; Paridae.